GCCGUGGUUGUCAGUAUUCAAAGAGGUUAAAUAUUACGAACUUCGUAGUGAAUUUAUACACGAUAGUGUGACUUGUGAUGUAACUUAGUGAAGUGAAUUAGUGUGUGUUAAGUGCGAUGAGUGGUUUAUUUGAUUGAAUAUUAAUCAAACAAUGCAUCAAUCACAGAAGUACAACGAAUGGAUGCGGCAUGGCUAGCACCGGGGUACAGAGAGCAGAGAUGCAAGCACGAACAAUCGGGCACCGUCUCCAAAUCAGCAUCCUGAUCAUUGUCAUGCUAUUGGGCUUCAAUGAAAGCCAAGGCACAGCGCAUUACGGCGAAGACAGUGUCGGCUCAUUUCCGUACUUCGAGUACAAUGUGCCGCGGAAUGUGACCACGGUGGUUGGACAGACCGCCUUUCUACAUUGUAGAGUAGAACAACUUGGAGAUAAAGCUGUCUCCUGGAUAAGAAAACGGGAUCUGCAUAUUUUAACAGCUGGAAUACUCACAUACACAUCAGACCAGAGAUUUCAGGUAAUCAGACCGGACAAAUCGGAGAAUUGGACUUUACAAAUAAAGUUUCCGCAAGAGAGGGACGGCGGUAUCUACGAGUGCCAAGUCAAUACUGAACCCAAGAUGUCGCUGGCAUUUCAAUUGAAUGUUGUUGAAGCCAAGGCACAUGUUCUGGGUCCAGCUGAUUUGUACGUAAAGACUGGCAGCUCGCUGGCCCUCACUUGCAUACUGAGUCAAGGACCUCACGAUCUCGGUACUAUCUUCUGGUAUAAGGGAUCAAAUAUAAUAGAAUACAAGGAGGUUGAAGCGAAUGAUAUUGUGGAGCAACCCAGGGUCCGGUUGAAGACAGAAUGGACGGAACAGCUCACUUCUAGGUUGACGAUCAGCAAGCUGUUACCGACUGACAGCGGGAACUACAGCUGUGUGCCAACUAUGGCAGAGUCUGCGUCAGUCAAUGUACAUGUUAUUAAUGGUGAACACCCAGCAGCAAUGCAACAUGGCAACGCAAACACAGCAUCCCCUUGUGCACUGUCGGUUAAUCUUCUAAUCUCUCUAUAUUGUACUCUAGCUACUUUAUACACUAGUACGGUAGACGGAAUUAGAUGAAAAUUACAAAAAAUGUAAAUGCAUCAUUCAGCAUGAAGUGUAAAAAUGUAACUAACUGUACAAUUUUAAUUCUAUUCUUUAUAUUCGAUUUUUGAAUAAUCGACAAUACGCGGCUACUUGCAUUAUUCUCGCUCUAAUAAAAUAAGACGAAAAGAAAACCAUCUCU
Messenger RNA from Pieris napi, 1263 nucleotides. RefSeq names its product lachesin-like. Bases 189 to 1097 code for a protein of 302 amino acids. The transcript has 8 exons. Gene Ontology annotation, biological process: synapse organization. NCBI's taxonomy places the organism in Eukaryota, Metazoa, Arthropoda, Insecta, Lepidoptera, Pieridae. Gene Ontology annotation, cellular component: neuron projection membrane. The record is from RefSeq and is a predicted model, not a curated record.